Messenger RNA from Pseudogymnoascus destructans, 1965 nucleotides. RefSeq lists its product as uncharacterized. Gene Ontology annotation, molecular function: transmembrane transporter activity. The transcript has 4 exons. The record is from RefSeq and is a predicted model, not a curated record. Gene Ontology annotation, cellular component: membrane. Gene Ontology annotation, biological process: transmembrane transport. NCBI's taxonomy places the organism in Eukaryota, Fungi, Ascomycota, Leotiomycetes, Thelebolales, Thelebolaceae. The coding region runs from base 1 to 1965 and encodes 654 amino acids.
AUGCGUGUCUGGAUCAAUCCCACCGACGUUGGCCGGCACCACACGACCAACGACGACAAGAGAGAGCAGAUCUGUCGUGAUAUCGAUAACAACGGUUUUGACUGGCAGGUGUGGGCUGUGGCCGCCUCGGGCUUCUUCACCGACUCAUACAACUUAUUCGCUACAAAUGUCAUUCUCCCGUGUCUGGCCUUCGUCUACUGGCCUGAUGACAACUCCGGCAGAGAGGGCAAGAUCAACAUUAUCACGCUAGUCGGCUCGUGUCUCGGGCAGCUGAUCUUCGGAUUCCUCGCCGAUAGAUAUGGGCGUAGGAAAUUAUAUGGCUUCGAGCUGAUUGUCGUCAUCUUUGGCACCCUUGGCGUCGCGCAGAGCUCGGCGGGGUAUAAUGACUCCAUGUCCAUCCUGUCAUGGAUGAUGUUCUGGCGGUUUUUCGUGGGGGUAGGCAUAGGGGCCGAGUACCCCCUAAGUGCUGUCAUCACAGCAGAAUUCGCCGCCCGCCAAUCCCGGGCCCGCAUGAUGGCCGCCGUCUUCAUCAUGCAACCCAUCGGCCAACUAAUGGCCUCCCUCGUCGGCCUCAUCGUCCUCCUCACCGUCGGCCGCGCCGGCGGCCUGCACCUGAUGCAAGACGACGACGAAGCCGCCAAAAAGAUCGUCGACAGCAUCUGGCGCUGGGUCAUCGGCGUCGGCGCCAUCCCCGCCCUAAUCGCCAUCGGCUUCCGUCUCACCAUCCCCGAAUCCCCUCGCUACACCCUGGACGUCGACCAAGACGGCGCCCGCGCCCUCAGAGACACAGAGCAAUACCUCCGCCAGCCAGGCGCCUCCUUUCCCACCGCCGACGAUGACAGCAGCCGCCCCAACGGCCUCGGUCUCGAAGACGGCACGCCAGGCCUCCGCCCUCUUCCGCGCGCACACUACGACGACGACGAUGACGCCGCAUCCGCCGUCUCAGACGGUAGCAUGGACAUCAUCGACUUCAGCGGCGGUGGCCCCGUCCGGCACAGCACCCACGCCACCGCCCCCCCGGACGACGACGACGAAUACGACGCCGGCUCAACAUCCACCACCUCCCCCACGCACCCCAACCCCUUCUCCUACGCCGAACUCAAACGCUACUUCUGGACCGAAGGCAACUACCGCACCCUCGCCGGCACAGCCCUGACCUGGUUCCUCCUCGACCUCGCCUUCUACGGCCUCGGUAUCAACAACCCACGCACCAUCGCUCGUCUCUGGUCUUCUAAACGCGUCGAGGUGGUGGAGGAGUUGAUUCCGAGCUGGGCAAACCCGGCGGAUGUGGGGAUAGGGAUCUAUGAGACGCUGAGGCUGGAUGGGGUGAGGGCGAUUAUUACGGAUGCGGCGGGGUCGUUGGUGGGGAGCGCGGUGCUGAUUAAGGCGAUUAAUUAUGUGCCGAGGAGGGCGUGGUUGGUGUGGAGUUUUGCGGGGAUGGGGGUGCUGUUUGCAGUUAUUGGGGGGAGUUAUUUUAGGGCUGUGGAUACGGAUUUGCAUGCCCUUGUUAUUACGCUUUAUGUGUUGGUGCAGUUGUUGUUUAAUCUUGGCCCAAACACCCUAACCUUCAUCCUCCCCGCCGAGCUCUUCCCAACCCGCUACCGCGCAACCUGCCACGGCAUCUCAGCCUCUCUGGGAAAACUCGGCUCCAUAGUCGUCGUCGCCUUCCUUCCCUCCCUGCACAUCAACGACCCCCACUCUCGCCACUUAGGGUACCUUUUGAUCGCCUUUGCGCCGCUGAUGGGGAUUGGAGCGCUCGUGGCGUGGGCGUGGAUCCCGGAGGUGCAGGGGCCGAGAGGGAGUGCGGCGAAGGGCGUGGAUGGGGGGAAGGAGAGGGGGAGGUGGGUGGUAUCGAGUUUGUCGUUGGAGGAGUUGGCGGUUGGGCUUGGGGGGAGGGGGAAGCUGAGGGGGAGGUUGGGGAGGAGGAGGAGAAACGUGGAGGGUGGGGAGAAUGGACGGGUGUAA